This is a messenger RNA of Etheostoma cragini (Arkansas darter), 991 nucleotides long. RefSeq names its product GTPase IMAP family member 2-like. Gene Ontology annotation, molecular function: GTP binding. The transcript is spliced from 3 exons. The coding region runs from base 40 to 609 and encodes 189 amino acids. NCBI's taxonomy places the organism in Eukaryota, Metazoa, Chordata, Actinopteri, Perciformes, Percidae. The record is from RefSeq and is a predicted model, not a curated record.
ACUUUUUCAUCUUUGUUGAGACAACACCGCUAAGCAAAGAUGGCUUCAUUUAAUGGUCCUGAUUGGAGAAUUGGGAUGAGUGGAAAAACUGUUGUUAGCAAGAGUGCUUCUGGAAACACCAUUCUGGAAGAGAGACGGUUCAAAUCCCGUUUCAGUUCAGAGUCAGUGACUGAGACCUGUGAGACAGGCGUGACACGCUGGGGUAACAGAGGGAUCAGUGUGGUAGACACACCAGGGAUCCUGGACACUCAGAAGUCACCAGAAGUCAUCCAAAGAGAAAUAAUGAGACGUGUGGAAGUCUCACGGCCUGAUCCAGACCUUCAACGACUCAUGCAGCGCUGUGGUAACAGGUUCCAAGUCUUUGACGACCCCAGUGAUGACAGAGGUCAAGUGGUGGGGCUGGCUAAGAAGAUCGAUGACAUGGUUGCUGCAAACACAGAUGCAAUGUUUCAAGAAGUGAAGGGAACACAAGAAAUGUCAUUGAGAAGGUCAAGUGCUGCCAGGGAUGAACAAUAUGGAUAUUCAUAUUCAUAUUCUUCACAUUCUUCAUAUUCUUCACAUCAUACGUUUCCACUACAUUCUUUCAACGAUAAAGUGAUUAGUAAAUAAGGAAGAGUAAAUAACAAGCAAGUAUUCCAUGAAAAUAUGGAAUACUUGAAAAAGCUUUGACACACACACUUACCAGCUAGAGGGGUAGUGUUGUUUUAUAUUGCUUAAAGUUAUCUAUUAGUAACAAUUGUGAUUGAUGAUGAUGAUUGAUGAUUGUAAGCUUCUCGGGGUCAUGAAGAAAAUGAGUUUUAAAGUACAGAUGUUUGAUGUGGAACUAACGUGUUAUUAUCUCUGCUUCAAAUAAACCUGUCUUUUUGUUUUCAAAUAUAAUAUAUAACAUUCAUGGUGAUUAGGCAUGUUGGGACCUAAGGGUGUUUGACACUUAUUGGUAUAUACUGUAUAUAAUGUUUAUGCCUUGAAAAUGUAUUGUUUAGUUUUAUUU